Somion occarium is the source of this 1306-nucleotide messenger RNA. Lineage: Eukaryota; Fungi; Basidiomycota; Agaricomycetes; Polyporales; Cerrenaceae. The record is from the annotation of a GenBank genome assembly.
CUUACACCAGUAUCAUUGGUAUAUCCUUCUGCAUGGCAGAAACACCAUUUGUCCUCUCGGUGUCUGAUAUCGAUUUGCAGGUUUUGCAUACCAAGCUCGAUGAAGCACGACUUCCAGAUGAACUCGAAGGUGCUGAAUGGCUCUACGGGGCCCCACUUGCUGAUAUCAAGAGGUUGCUCGCGAGGUGGAAGGACGGCUUCGAUUGGCGUGCAGCUGAGGAAAAGACCAACACUAUUCCUCAAUUCACCAGAGACAUUGAAGUCGAUAGGUUCGGCACACUCAAUAUCCACUAUAUCCACCAGAAGAGUAAGGUGAAGAACGCCAUUCCAUUAUUCUUUUCUCAUGGUUGGUCAGGACACUUCUUGGAAGUGUCGAAAAUGCUUCCUUUGCUGAUCGCUGCUGGGGAGGGCUGUCCAAGCUUCCAUGUCGUUGCGUACAGUCUCCCUGGAUUCGGACUUUCUGAUGCACCAAAGAAGAAAGGCUUCGGGCUCAACCAAUAUGCUGAGAUUGCUCAUAAACUCAUGCUUGCGCUAGGAUACAACGAAUAUGUUGCUCAGGGCGGAGAUUGGGGGUUUCGCAUUUCUCGAAAGCUGGCAGCUCUGUAUGGAGUAAAACAUGUGAAGGCAUGGCAUACCAACUUUCCUGUCGCUGACAAGCCCACCCUCACCAAUUAUCCGGUAUUGUGGCUCAAAGACCAAAUCACGCCGUUGACUGCACAGGAACGGGAACGCUUCCAGCACGCAGCCGACUUCAACAAACGAGGAACGGGUUAUUAUGUUGAACAAUCUACGACUCCCCAAACGAUUGGUUACUCACUGGCAGAUUCUCCUGUGGGUCUUUUGGCGUGGAUAUACGAGAAACUCAUUCUCUGGACUGAUCACUAUCCCUGGACUGACGAUGAAGUUUUAACCUGGAUCUCCAUCUAUUGGUUCUCUCGAGCGGGACCUGCAGCUUCCCUUCGAAUUUACUUCGAAUUCCAAACAGAUGAGGGCCAAGCGGAUUGGGCGGAUACCAAGAUAUCCCCAAUUCCAUUUGGAGUCUCCCUCUUCCCUGCAGAUCACAUCGCCGUUCGUGAUUUUUGGGCGAGUGAACUCGGGUACCUCGUAUUCAAGGCAAAUCAUAGUGAGGGCGGUCACUUCGCCGCAUAUGAACAACCCGAACGUCUAGCGGGUGAUUUAAGGAGGAUGUUUGGAAGAGAUGGUCCUGCGCUCGGUGUCAUCCGUGGCAAGGAUGGUUAUGCAUCGUAAAAUUUCGUAGAUACUUUUAUUGGCGUAGUCGAGACGAUGAAAGUACCAUAAUAUUCAUG